Molecule: messenger RNA, 1369 nt
Organism: Erpetoichthys calabaricus (reedfish)
Lineage: Eukaryota; Metazoa; Chordata; Cladistia; Polypteriformes; Polypteridae
Exons: 13
Coding region: 330-992 (220 amino acids)
Source: RefSeq, a predicted model, not a curated record
UCGAUUUCGGCUGGCGCUGCAGCUCGUCUUUGAUGUCUUCUGUGGCUUGCUCUUUACUUUUUUUUUUUCUCUGACAACCAGAAAAACCGUUAACUUCCUUCCUGCCCCUCGUAUCCUGUACGAGCGAGCGAGCGCGAGGGCGCCGGGGAGCUGGAUUGGCACAGGGUUGCUCUGCGAGUUGCUGCUCACUUCUCUCGGGACGGACAGGCCAGCCCAAACGCAUGAGAAAGGCCGGCGUGACUGAAGAGGCGAGGACUACGCAGGAGGAGACCACCUUACACUGAAGAGAAGACAAGACAAGCCGAGAGAGUGACCUGCUGCCCACCGCCAUGGACCUGUCAGGCUCAGGAGCCUUCAUGUGGGGAGCGGCACUCCUGCUGCCAGGCUUGCUGACCACAGCUUUGUGCAUCUUCUGCCGGAGGCACCCGAGAGUGAGGAUCCCGGAGGUCGACGACUACGAACCCAAACCCAGUUUUGAAGGCCAAGGCUUCACCAUCCUCGGCCGGCACCCUUACCCCAACUCUGUUAUGAACUCAUCUCAGCCUCCUCAGAUGUCACCAUUCCUGACCCUUCCGUCGGCACUCCCACAGACCCGAAGUCGCAUAUCCUUGGUAAACACGGAGAUCAUAGAUAAUGUGCCCAGCUAUGAAAAUAAUGCAGUCUUGGACAUUGAUGACUAUGUGAAUAAUGAAGCUGAGAUACCCGGAGAGGGAUACAUUGAAGUCCUGCCAGACCCCCCACAGUCCAACACACCUGACCCUCUGAGCCACACUCCCGCCCGCUCGUCCUGCAGCUCAGUCGGGGAGGAAGACUACGUGAACCUGAACGAGAACAACGUGAGCGGCAGGGGCGAUUCCUCCUCCGCAGACAUUGGAGACUACGUGAAUGUGAAGGCCAAAGUCAGUGGGCUCAGUCACAGCCAGCAGACCCUCGAGAGGGCCGACAGUGAAGACGACGAGGUUGACUAUGUGAACAAUCCCGUGUCAGCGUAGCCCCUGCGCCCAAAGGAACACCAGUAGCGAGGGGGCAGUCCAGGGGGUCACACUGAGGGGUGUCCUGCCUUUACCUUGGAGCCGCAGCACGUCCACCUCACGGGAGUCGGACGCUGAGAUUAAGACUGGCCCGCAAUGGCUGAUGGGAAUUCUGCUGCCUGCGGUUCCUCUUUCGAAACUGGAAACGGAAAUCUUGCUGAGAUCUGUGGGAUUUACGACAUAUCCUGAGAAGAAUUAAGAUGCAAUGUUUAAAUGUGUGUGUGCGCGUGGUGUGUGUGUGUGCGCGUGUGUGUCUGUCUGUCUGAACACCUUCACCCCUCCCCCACACUCUAUUCUGAAACUAAAUAAAUAAAUAAAUAAAUACAACUUUAAACAAA